GGUGCAUAUAAAAGAGAUUUAGAAAUUUAUUUUAAAGCAUUUAGUUCGUCGCGAUGAAGGUGGUAACAGUGAUAGUCUUCCUCGCUCUUGCUGCGUACUCCAACCAGCAGGAAACCCAGCCCGAAGACGCAGCCCGCGUGGAGAAAAUCCGGCAAUACCGGAACGAAUGCAUCGAGCAGACUAAAGUGGAUCCGGUCCUGAUCGAUCGCGCAGAUACCGGCGAUUUCGCCAAAGACCCCAAAUUGUACUGCUUCUCGAAGUGCUUUUACCAAAAAGCGGGUUUCGUCGCAGAAAACGGCGAUCUCCUGCUGGAUGUAAUCAAGGAGAAGAUUCCGAAGGAAACCGAUAGAGAGAAAGCUCUCGGCGUCAUCGAAAAGUGCAAGGAUCUGAAAGGAGGCGAUUCCUGCGAGACGGUGUUCCUGGUACACAAGUGCUACUUCGAGAACACUUACAAGAAGGAUUAGGGAGAGGUGGCGUGGGUGCUGUGAAAGAAAAUCGUUAUUUGUAGGUGAUGCGAGAGAUUUGUCUAUUUUUAUAAAUAAAGAAUAAAGUCUGUGGUAUUUUUUUAUAAACUUACUGUAAGAGAGGAGGAAUAAAGAGGUUGCUCUCGA
Messenger RNA from Zophobas morio, 611 nucleotides. RefSeq names its product general odorant-binding protein 56d-like. The coding region runs from base 54 to 464 and encodes 136 amino acids. Gene Ontology annotation, molecular function: odorant binding. NCBI's taxonomy places the organism in Eukaryota, Metazoa, Arthropoda, Insecta, Coleoptera, Tenebrionidae. The record is from RefSeq and is a predicted model, not a curated record. The transcript is spliced from 2 exons. Gene Ontology annotation, biological process: sensory perception of smell.